This is a messenger RNA of Paramuricea clavata, 1307 nucleotides long. The record is from the annotation of a GenBank genome assembly. NCBI's taxonomy places the organism in Eukaryota, Metazoa, Cnidaria, Anthozoa, Malacalcyonacea, Plexauridae.
AUGACGGCAGAUUUGGGACGAGUUAGAAGUAGAUACGCGGGCUUACAAACCUAUUUAAAAACGAUUUUAAGCGAAUUAAAUGAACACAUUUCAUCCGAAAACUGUGAAAGAGAAAAACUCCUGGGAUUUAAAAAUUCAGUGACCGCUAUUGUUGAACAAUGCGCCAGUGUUCAUAACGAAAUUCUUUCUUUACUUAAGCCGGAAGAAAUUGAAGCCGAAGUUGUUAACCAUAUGAAAAACCUAGAACCUGUUCAUAGAGUCUUAGCUUCGACUGAUUUGAAACUUGAACAAACAAAUCCUAAUACAGCAACUACUCUAGGUUAUGGUACAGAUGUAUUUACUAAUGUGGGUUAUAAGAUAAGUCAACCUAUACGUUGCAAAUUGCCAAACUAAUGAAAAUGCCUGAAUUUGAUGGGAACCCCCUGAAUUGGCAAGGAUUCUGGGAUCAAUUUAGGACUUCAGUGCAUAAUAAUACUGACAUUAGUGUGAUAGACAAAUUUAAUUAUCUUAAAGGAUGUUUAAGUGGAGAAGCUUUAGCAGCAGUAUCAGAUCUAGCAUUGAGUUCUAGUAAUUACCUAGAAGCUAUAGAAUUAUUGAGUAAGAGAUUUGGAAAUGAGAGUUUUUAACUAAUUUCAGCACACAUGGAGUCUUUGCUUAAAAUAGGUAAAGUUAGAUCUCGAGAGAAUAUAAAAGAGCUUAGAAUGUUGUAUAACCAUGUCGAAAAUUGUAUCAGAAAUUUGAAGGCAUUAAAGCUAGACACCUCGGGGUAUGGUUCCUUGUUGAUACCCAUACUCAAAGAUAGAUUGCCAGAUGACAUCAACAUGAUAAUUGCAAGAAAUUUUGGUAACAAUACUUGGACAUUAGAUAAAGUUUUAGAAUAUUUCAACGAUGAGCUAAGAGCACAGGAACAUUGUUCUACACAAUCUGGCACAAGAUCACAAUUCAAUGAGCAUGAUAAGUCUAGGAAAAUGGACUAUACUACAAGCGGUCUAUUGAGCCAAACCGGUAAAAGUUCUUGUGUGUACUGCAAUAAAGACGGGCAUUCUCACUCCAAAUGCACAAAUGUAUCUAGUCCAGAAUCACGCAAGUCAAUACUUCGCAAGAACAAUAGGUGUUUUGUUUGUCUUGAUCAAGGACAUAUUGCAAAAAAUUGCCCAUCUACUUAUGUUUGUAGAAGGUGUAAGGGAGGCAAACAUCAUAUUUCUAUUUGCACGUCUAAUUCCCAUAGAGCUUCAGGUGAUAACCAAAAUAAAUCAAAUCCUGAUAAAGCUGAUGACACAUCUGCAAGUAGGACAUGCUGGCUGUGA